Molecule: messenger RNA, 2314 nt
Organism: Thermothielavioides terrestris NRRL 8126
Lineage: Eukaryota; Fungi; Ascomycota; Sordariomycetes; Sordariales; Chaetomiaceae
Exons: 5
Coding region: 116-2038 (640 amino acids)
Biological process (GO): base-excision repair
Cellular component (GO): nucleus
Molecular function (GO): zinc ion binding; DNA-(apurinic or apyrimidinic site) endonuclease activity; phosphoric diester hydrolase activity
Source: RefSeq, a predicted model, not a curated record
CUCCCCAGCGCCCAACUCGGUAUCUGAGUCUUGGCCGAUUUCUCGAGCAUCCAUCCCUUCCGAGAGAGCCCUCGCCGAAGCUACAAGCAUUGAGGGCUCAAGACUCAACGGGAAAAUGCCGCUCCGGAUCACGACGUGGAACGUCAACGGCAUCCGGAAUCCAUUCGGAUACCAGCCAUGGCGGGAGAACCGCUCGUUCCAGGCCAUGUUUGACACCCUCGAGGCAGACAUCGUCGUCAUGCAGGAGACCAAGAUUCAGCGCAAGGACCUGAGGGAUGACAUGGUCCUGGUCCCGGGCUGGGAUGUCUACUUCAGUUUCCCCAAGUACAAGAAAGGAUACUCUGGUGUAGCCAUCUACACGCGUUCCUCCAAGUGCUGCCCGAUCCGCGCAGAAGAAGGCAUUACCGGCGUUCUCUGUCCGCCGAACUCCUCCACAAAGUUCCGCGAGCUCCCUUCGGACCUGCAAAUCGGCGGAUACCCUAAGCCCGGACAACUUUCGGAUUCAAUCGACGAACAAACGCUCGACUCUGAAGGCCGUUGCGUGAUCCUGGAGUUCCCUGCUUUCGUUCUUAUUGGAGUCUAUAGCCCCGCCACCCGAGACGAGACGAGAACCGAGUUCCGCGAGGCCUACAUCGACGCUAUCGACGUCAGAGUGCGCAACCUGGUCGCCAUGGGGAAGCAAGUCUUUCUGUGCGGCGAUCUGAAUAUCGUGCGCUCUCCGCUGGACACCGCUGGCUUGGCGGAACGACUGCGAAAGGAGGGCAUGACGCUUGACGAGUUCAUGUCGACGCCCCCGCGACGCCUUCUCAACCACUUAGUAUUUGGGGGAACUGUCGUCGGAGGGAGAGACGAAGGCAGAGAAGAGCCAGUCCUGUGGGAUCUCUGCAGAGAAUUUCAUCCCACUCGUGCAGGCAUGUUCACCUGCUGGGAGACGAAGAAGAAUGCGCGGCCAGGCAACUUCGGGAGUCGAAUAGACUACGUGCUGUGCAGCUCUGGAAUCAAGGACUGGUUCAUCGACGCCAAUAUCCAAGAGGGGCUCCUUGGAUCCGAUCAUUGUCCCGUAUACGCGACGAUUGGUGACGCCGUCAGUUUUGGGGAUACCAAUGUCCCCAUUGAGGAUGUCAUGAACCCGGCAGGCAUGUUCAAAGGCGGCAAGCGACUCCGGGAGUGGUCCUCCAAGGAUCUUCUUCCCACUUCAGCGAAGCUCAUUCCCGAGUUUGACCGCAGACAAAGCAUUCGCGAGAUGUUCUUCAAGAAGAGCGCUCCGUCUGCAAAGACGAGUACACAGGCUCAGAUGGACAAUCAAGACGGCCGUGGCGUUCUGGAUGCCGCAAACGGGGUAAAAACCACUGGCAUCCUCGAGAACAACACAACUCCCGGCUCGGACAGAAACCCAACAAUUGCGUCGGUCUCAGUCAGCAGCACAACCCCCAAUAGCGCGGCCUCCCCGCAAAAGUCGGUUCCUACGAAGCGGCAAGCAGAGUCCUCAACGGCCGUGCGCCGGCCCCAGAAGAAAGGGAAGGGGAACUUGAACAGAGCGGGUUCCACAAACUCAACUACGGGCUCUUCGCAGAGCACUCUGAAAGGUUUCUUCAAGCCAAAAACACCGGUCCCAGACGAGGAUCCCCCCACCCCAGCCCAGGGUGUCGAUGAAUCGAGCCCCGAGCUGAAGGCUGACCGCGAUUGCCCUGGCGUGCAAACCGCUUCGGGCGCCGAAUCGAACAGCGGUACCUCCACAGGAGAUGACGUCGACAACACUCUUGAGCAAAGCCAAAAGCCUGAGGGCUCCUCUUCGGAAAAGGUGUUUGACCCCAUCCAGGCAAAGGAGUCCUGGGGCAAGCUGCUUGGCAAGAGGGUCGUGCCCAAAUGCGAGCACGGCGAGGAUUGUCAGAUGCUGGUCACCAAGAAGCCCGGCAUCAAUUGCGGCCGGUCCUUCUUCAUGUGUGCUCGUCCGCUGGGUCCCUCGGGCGACAAAGAGCAGGGAACCGAGUUUCGUUGCCGAACCUUCAUCUGGAGCAGUGACUGGAGCGGUCGAUAAUGCUGGUAUUGGGACACAGGAGGCUUUAUGGUAGCGCGUCGAUUGCUCUGUCUGGUUCGUCUCUGCCGUUUUGUCACCGCAGACGAUGUUCUAGGAGCAGCCUGAAAAGAGCGCUGCUCUCUUGAAUCGCGCUCUUUCGGCCCCCGUCUCCGCAAGGGCCUGCACAUAUGGCUCCAGCUCUGAUUGCCUAGUUAGCAAUCGACUCGGUUGGCGUUUGCUCGGACAACUUGUUCUUCCACCACCCGCGAUACUUGGUGUUUGUGCUUCUGUGCUUCC